AUGUCUGCCGCGAACGUCAACCCGAAGAAGGUUGCGCUCCUGAAGCAGAUCAGGAGCCUCAUCGACUGCUUGGUGAACAUCAAGGAUGAGACGGGGGAGUUCCUGAUGACGCUCGAGGACGGGCGUGUUAUCGACACCAAAGGGUGGAACGACUGGGAGUGGACGCACGGAAUCGGAUUGUACGGUCUUCUCAAGUUCCACGAGAUCACCGGAGACGACGAGGCGCUGCGCAUAGCUCUCGCCUGGUUCAAGGACCGGUUCGAGAUCGGCACGACGAAGAACGUCAACACAAUGUCGCCCCUGCUGACCGCAGCCUACCUGCACGAGGCGCGGCACGCCAACUACGGCGCGCACCUAGACGCCUGGGCGGAGUGGGUGAUGCACGACAUGCCGCGGACAGAGGAAGGCGGGCUGCAGCACAUCACGUACUUGGUGGAGAACCACCAGCAGCUGUGGGACGACACGCUGAUGAUGAGCGUCCUCCCGCUCGCGAAGAUCGGGCUGGUGCUCGGGCGACCGGAGUACGUCGAGGAGGCGAAGCGGCAGUUCCUGCUGCACGUAAAGUAUCUGGCCGAUCCGCAGACGGGUCUGUGGUUCCACGCAGGGUGGACGUUCGACGGGCGCCAUCAUUUCGGGCGCGCGCGAUGGGGACGCGGCAACUGCUGGAUAACGGUCUCCAUCCCCGACUUCAUCGAGCUGCUGCAGCUGCCAUCGACGGACGGCGUCCGCCUGUUCCUUGUCUCCGCGCUCAAAGCCCAGAUCGACGCCCUCGUCGCGCUGCAAGAUCCAGAAACGGGCUUAUGGCAUACCAUCCUCGACGACGCCACCUCCUACCUCGAGGCCUCCGCGACGGCAGGGUUUGCGUACGGGAUCCUCAAGUCCCUGAGGCUGCGGCUGAUUCCCCGGGAGGCGCGAUACGUGUCCGCGGCCGAGAAGGCGGUGAAGGCGGUACUGGGGAAUAUUUCGGAGAGGGGGGAGCUGCAGAGGGUCUCGUUUGGCACGCCGGUGUUCGACGAGGUGGAGGAAUACAAAAAGAUCCCGCUGACGAGCAUGCCAUACGGCCAGAGCCUCGCCUUGUUGGCUCUGACGGAGUAUUUGCGUACAUUCCUGUAG
Molecule: messenger RNA, 1113 nt
Organism: Heterobasidion irregulare TC 32-1
Lineage: Eukaryota; Fungi; Basidiomycota; Agaricomycetes; Russulales; Bondarzewiaceae
Product: glycoside hydrolase family 105 protein
Exons: 3
Coding region: 1-1113 (370 amino acids)
Biological process (GO): carbohydrate metabolic process
Source: RefSeq, a predicted model, not a curated record